GCAGCUUUCAGCCAAGAAAGUGAGUAAGAUAUGAGAUGCUCCUGAUGGGAAGUUGUUUGUUUCUUGUGGGGCACCAGAGGAGUCGCCGGUAGUUGUGGCUUGAAGCUGAACAUGCUCAGUAGGUGCGGCUGAAGCUGCUGUGUCUCCUCUGCCCUUCCUUCUUGUAACCGAACAACUAGAGCUUCGCUUUGGAAGCAAAAGCUCAGGGACCGGCUUUUGUUUUUGUUUGUUUGUUUUGCUAUGGGCAGUCACGAAGCUGCGGCGGUAGAAACGGGUCAGUUUCCAGACAAUGAUAGACCAGAAGUUGCCAAUGAAGAAUCCAGAAAGUUCACCAAAGAACAAAUGCUUAUAAUGGCGGCGGCAGCAUCUGUUAACUUCAGUUCAAUGAUUUGCUACUCAAUCCUGGGACCAUUUUUUCCAAAAGAGGCAGAACGGAAAGGUGCUAGCAGUACAAUAGUUGGACUCAUUUUUGGAUGCUUUGCUAUAUCCAACUUCUUCAGUUCUCUGAUAAUGGGCAAAUAUCUUGUCCAAAUUGGAGCAAAAUUUAUGUUUGUUUCUGGAAUGUUAGUGUCAGGAUGUGUAACCAUUCUCUUUGGAAUGUUGGACAGAGCACCCGAUGGACCAGUAUUUAUAGGACUAUGUUUUUUGGUUCGUACAUUUGAUGCAAUUGGGUUUUCAGCAGCAAUGACGGCUUCAUUUUCUAUUCUUGCAAAAACCUUUCCUAACAACAUAGCUACGGUUCUGGGCAGUCUUGAAAUUUUUACUGGACUGGGGCUAGUGCUGGGUCCACCUCUUGGUGGAUUUUUGUACCAGUCAUUUGGUUAUGAAAUCCCUUUCAUUGUACUUGGAUGUGUAGUGCUGAUUAUGGUGCCUCUAAACAUCUGUAUCUUACCAAGAUUUGAUUCAAUUCCUAGCAAAGAUUCUUUCUGGAAGCUUGUCGCUAUACCCAAAAUUUUACUGCUCAGUUCUACUUUAUUUUCACUAAGUUCAUCCAUGAGCUUUCUGGAUCCAACAAUGUCACUAUUUGUCUUGGAAAAGUUCCAGUUGCCAGUUAGUUAUGUAGGAUUAGUGUUUCUGGGUUUAGCUCUCUCCUAUUCCUUAUCUUCGCCAUUGAUUGGUUAUCUGAGUGAUAAAAAGGUGCAUUCAAGGAAGUGGCUGUUGAUCAUUGGAGGUUUAAUGUCAGCAGUAUGCUAUUUUCUACUAGGACCGGCUCCUGUCUUGCACAUUGAAAGCAAACUAUGGCUCUUUGUUCUAAUGUUGGUCAUCAGUGGUUUUUCCCUUGCAAUGGGUGGUAUUCCAGUAUUCCCUGAGGUACUUAAUUGUGCAUAUGAGCAUGGAUUUGAGGAGGGAUUAAGCUUGUUAGGGCUGGUCUCAGGACUCUUCAGUGCAGUAUGGUCACUUGGGUCUUUUGUAGGACCUAUACUAGGUGGAUUCCUAAAUGACAAACUAGGUUUUGAGUGGGCUGCAGCCAUACAAGGUGGAUGGCCACUACUGAGUGGACUGGGUAUUGGAAUUUACUAUAUCUAUGAGGCCUCAUGUAGAAGAAGAUCCUUUCCACCAGACAGUCUGGGUACAGAGCAAGAGAGAGCUCAGCUUUUAUCCAGUGAAACAUAGUCGGAAAUCUUCCCCAUCAGCAUCUGAAAUCUGAUUUUAUGUCACCUAGAAGCAUAACUCACUCAUAAGGGGCAGCAAAUAUAAUACACUGUGAAGAAUUCUGAAGCCUUUAUAACUGUAAUGUAUCGUUCCAUCAUUUAGAUAACUAAUGCCUUUCUGUUUUUGGCAUUUGAGGUGGCUAUAUCUGCGAGUAUUUGUACAGGAGAAAUAUUUUAUACAAUGUGAAAUUAAUAUAUAGCACAAUGUGCCAUAUGUUUCAUAAUAAUAUACUUUUGUACUUAACACCACCAUCUGCUGGUCCAGUUUCUUCAGAAGUAUAAUUUAUUCUAGUAAAUUUUGUUAAAACUUUUUACAGAUUAUUAUGCUGAUGAUCUAAAACUAUGCAUAUGACUUAAACAUUGCAUUGAAUAAAUAAAAAUGCUUUUCUGUCUACCUCCCCUCCUCA
Molecule: messenger RNA, 2059 nt
Organism: Heteronotia binoei (common prickly gecko)
Lineage: Eukaryota; Metazoa; Chordata; Lepidosauria; Squamata; Gekkonidae
Gene: SLC18B1
Product: solute carrier family 18 member B1
Exons: 14
Coding region: 241-1614 (457 amino acids)
Biological process (GO): transmembrane transport
Molecular function (GO): transmembrane transporter activity
Source: RefSeq, a predicted model, not a curated record